GUCUUUAUCAGCUGUUGCUCUGAAAAAAAUUGAAUUCUGUCAUAACAACAUGUCAGCUACAAAAACUUUGCGUGCUCUUCUCCAAGAACUUCGUAGCGCCUCUCCUAAUGGCUGCAUCAAGAAUUCCUUAGCAGCUCGUUAUAUUUUGGCUCAGUAUAAGAAAUUCUCAACUACCGAUCAACAAUUAUGCAAAGCACGCGAUGAGGCCUUAUAUUUGGGACAAACUUAUCUCACCUAUAUGUCCAGUUUGCGUAAAUACAAUGAAUUAUACAAGGAAUAUCAUGGUCGUGGCGAAAGGACUGUAAGGGAAACUGCUGAUAUGGUGGGCUUCAAACUUCCAAGUGAUCCCAAGUAAAAUAAUGACUCGAUGGAGCAAAUACUUUAACCGAAUGUUUAAUUAGCUGUAGUACUAAAUAUAUUAGUUUAAUAAAAAUAUUGCUAAAUUGAAAAUAAAAAAA
This is a messenger RNA of Calliphora vicina (urban bluebottle blowfly), 458 nucleotides long. Its product is annotated as protein FMC1 homolog. Lineage: Eukaryota; Metazoa; Arthropoda; Insecta; Diptera; Calliphoridae. The transcript is spliced from 2 exons. The record is from RefSeq and is a predicted model, not a curated record. Gene Ontology annotation, cellular component: mitochondrion. Bases 50 to 355 code for a protein of 101 amino acids.